This is a messenger RNA of Cylicocyclus nassatus, 616 nucleotides long. The record is from the annotation of a GenBank genome assembly. Lineage: Eukaryota; Metazoa; Nematoda; Chromadorea; Rhabditida; Strongylidae.
CUAUAGGAAACUAGGAAUCGAGAAGGAUUGCCAAGAUGAUGAUGCAGAUGUAUUUCCAUUUUCGCUUAGGCGAACCGAUAUUGCUUCAAGAAUGGACACCAAAAAAUAUGACAGGAUAUGUGUUCACAUGCAUUGGUGUUGCUGCGAUAGCUGUUGUGUACGAAGUGGUCAAAUUUUCAAGAUCUGGAGUAGAAAAGAAGGCCAACGCACAAAAGUUGUGCGGAUGUCAUUUGGAAACAGCAGCACUGCAUAAAGUUACUCCAGCUCCAGGGAUGCCAUGCGGUACAACUAGCGCAAAUAGGAGGACAGAAUUACCAUUUUUGCCGUCAAAUCUUGGACGUUCCAUGCAUUCCCUAUCGUCGAUUAUUUAUUUUGUGCAAAUGUUCAUGGCAUACUCGUUAAUGAUGAUCUCGAUGACCUACAAUGUGCCCAUUUUCCUCAGCAUGGUUCUGGGCCACAUCGUUGCUUAUUUCUUUCUCGGACCACUAAUUUCUAUUCGACAGUAUGAGAGACUGGGUGACUGCUGUGGAUAAAAUUUUUCAGUAAACUUAGAAUGAAAUUUUAUUUACGAAACAUGAUUUCAUGAAGACACCGAAUGAAAAUCCAUCGAGUGUAA